Molecule: messenger RNA, 643 nt
Organism: Indicator indicator
Lineage: Eukaryota; Metazoa; Chordata; Aves; Piciformes; Indicatoridae
Gene: NDUFAB1
Product: NADH:ubiquinone oxidoreductase subunit AB1
Exons: 5
Coding region: 1-459 (152 amino acids)
Biological process (GO): fatty acid biosynthetic process
Cellular component (GO): mitochondrion
Molecular function (GO): acyl binding; acyl carrier activity
Source: RefSeq, a predicted model, not a curated record
AUGGCGGCCCGUGUCCUCUCGGCCUGUGUCCGCCGCCUCCUGCCCCGGCCGCCGCCGCCACUCGCACCGCGUUCCGCCGCGCUCGCCACCCUCUGUGUCCGCCGCCUUCAGGCCCCGCCAUGCGAGUUCCCGCCGCUGUCGCAGCUGCUAGCGCAGGUACCGCGGGCGGCCUGGCCGACGUGCCGCCGCUUCUCCGAACUGCCGCCCCUGACCUUGUCUGACAUCAAGGAACGAGUCCUCUACGUCCUCAAGCUGUACGACAAGAUCGACCCGGAGAAGCUCACAGCUGAAUCCCAUUUUAUGAAAGACUUGGGUUUGGACAGUUUGGACCAAGUGGAAAUCAUCAUGGCUAUGGAAGAUGAAUUUGGGUUUGAGAUUCCUGAUGGAGAUGCAGAGAAGUUGAUGUGUCCACAAGAGAUUGUAGAUUACAUUGCAGAUAAGAAAGAUGUCUAUGAAUAGAAAGUGUGCUGCAAAGCCAGGAGCUGUUUCCACCACCCAGGCCGGGCUGGUGCCAGCGGGCAGGCUGUGAGGGCACAGGCUGCCCACUGCUGCUUUCAUCCGAGAGUCGUGCGUGGCCACUGUAUUUAAACUGUCUGGGGAUCUCCUCCUCACAAACCAGAGAAAAAGAAAUAAAAACACCUUA